This is a messenger RNA of Eruca vesicaria subsp. sativa (arugula), 891 nucleotides long. The record is from the annotation of a GenBank genome assembly. NCBI's taxonomy places the organism in Eukaryota, Viridiplantae, Streptophyta, Magnoliopsida, Brassicales, Brassicaceae.
AUGGUCCUUCUGGAUACUCCCAGGGAUCUCUAUGCUAAUCGGGACUUUCUCCGCAGCGGUCCGUUCUUCUGGAACUUCUUUACCCUCGAUAGGAUCCGAAAUGCAGUGGAGCUCCACCGAUCGCGCGGCAUCCUCGUACCCUUGCAUGUGUCGGACGCAGACGAGCCACGCCCCGAAGCCGUUUCUGAUCGAAGGGAGAGGGUUAGGCCUCAGAAUGAUAAGGGGAUUGCUUUCAGGAGUGUCUCGGAAGAUCCUGCGAUCCCUGGAUGGGAAACGGGUAACGGGAGCGUAGCAAGUGAAGUUCCCCUUCCGAGUGACUUCUUUGGCAACCUUCUUCCCGGUUUUACCAUUCAAGUGUCUCUGACCGAGGCAUCGAGGAGAGAGGUGGUCACGGAAGGCUCUCGGUUGAUCAACGAGACGGAGGUUUCAGAGAAGCGCGCAUUUCGCAUUUCAUGUCCGAGGAGAUCGAGAGGAAGUUCAUUGAGUUCUAGAACCAGGUGGCGGAGCGAUACCGUGCGCAGGCUGAAUCCCAUUCUCGAGCUCCCGUCCGUGCGGAGAGGUUUUAAGGAAGCUCAGGAUGACGUGGGCGACUUCCGCGAGUGCCACGGUUCAGUCGCUUCCCUCUGGAAGUCGCAGGACGCUGACUUCUCCUUUCUUCCCGAUAUUGCCAUCAUGUCAGGCCUUAUGGAUGGGUGUGUUCAUGCUGAGUCACAGGUUCCUCCGAUCGAGGGGAGGAUCCGACAGCUUUGGGAACCCAUUGAGGUUUCUGAGGAUACAGCAGAAGCCGGAGCUGGUAUCGGGGAUGCGGAGGGCAUCGCAGCUGAGGAAGGAGAGGUGGAUCAGCCAGUGAGCUCCUUUGGAGUCUCCAUGUCUGGUUUCCUUGACCUCUGA